This is a messenger RNA of Heterocephalus glaber (naked mole-rat), 5018 nucleotides long. RefSeq names its product cysteine and tyrosine rich 1 (gene Cyyr1). The record is from RefSeq and is a predicted model, not a curated record. Lineage: Eukaryota; Metazoa; Chordata; Mammalia; Rodentia; Bathyergidae.
GAUUAUUGACUCAUUCAUUCAUUUCUCCUUUCAUUACCUCAUUUGACCAAUGCUGAGUGCUGAGUACAGCACUUGGUUCAGGAGCUUCAGGAAGAAUGGUCUUUGCUCUUCACAGCUUCAUCUACCUGGGAAGAAAGACAGUUGCCUUGCUCAGUGUGGCAAAGACUGCAGAUCUUAUUGCUGUGAUGGAACCACGCCCUACUGUUGCUCCUACUACGCCUAUAUUGGGAAUAUUCUCUCGGGCACUGCAAUUGCUGGCAUUGUGUUCGGAAUCGUGUUUAUUAUGGGAGUCAUUGCUGGAAUCGCCAUCUGCAUCUGCAUGUGCAUGAAGAACAACCGAGGGACCAGGGUGGGCGUCAUCCGAGCCACACACAUCAAUGCCAUCUCCUCCUACCCUGUGGCACCACCCCCCUACAGUCAUGACCAUGAGAUGGAAUACCAUCCAGACUUGCCUCCUCCAUACUCCCCGACACCACAGCCUUCAGCGCAGCGCUCCCCACCCCCGCCUUACCCUGGAAGUUCAAGGAAAUAACCCUUUGCUCACAGCAGAAUAAGAGCCAGUCAGUGAUCUUGCCCAGAAUAAAAUGCUUCUCCUCAGAAACAGGCAAGAAAGAAUUGUUCUAGGGAAUACUUUUCAGGCCAGGUAUGGACUAUCUAUGUUAAAGGAUGCAGCAUUGCUACCCUGCUCAGAGCUAACCCUGCGUGGAGUAUUAUGGAACUGCAUCUUAGGAUGUCUCCCGAUCCACUUAAGCACAUUCAGGAAAAAGUAAUGAGAUUGACAGAACAGCUGAUAGUCAUGAUAAGCACCAGGUGAAGGAAGUUUCAGUACUGAUCCUAGAAAAGAGAAGACUGAAGAAGGGCAAGAGAAUGAUGGCCUGGUCUACAAAGAAAUAGCUUUAUUCUAUGCAGCUUUAAAAGUCAGAAGUAGAGUUGUUCAUUCUUUCAUUCACCAAUAAACGUAUAUUGAGUGCCACAGAGCCUACUAUGUGCCUGGCACUGUUUGAGGCACUGGAUGGAAAUUACCAGAAGGGUAAUUUGGUUUUAGUACAGGCAUACCUCAUUUUAACGCACUUUACUCGUGUGCUUUGCAGAUACUCUGUGUUUUAUAAACUGAAGGUUUGUGGCAACCCUGCAUCAAGCAGUGCCGUUUUUCCAUCAGCAUGUACUCAGUUCAUCUCUCUAUUUCACCUUUUUGUGAUUCUCUCAGUGUUUCAGACUUUUUUCAAUAACAUUAUAUCUGAUAAGAUGAUCUAUCGUCAGUAACCUUUGAUGUACUACAGUAGUUCUUGGCGUGCCACAAACCGUGCCCCUAUAAGACAAGGACCUUAAUAAAUUGAUAAAUAUUGUGUAUGUUCUAACUGCUUCACCACCCAUUCCCCAUCUCUUUCCCUCUCCUUGGGCUUCCCUAUUAUGUGAGACACAACAAUAUUGAAAAUAGACCAAUGAAUGAAGUGUUCCAGUGAAAGAAGGAGUCACAACAGCUUGAAAUUAGUAAGUCUAGUGAGGAGGGCAUGUAGAAAGCUGAGAUGGGCUAAAAGCUAGGCCUUUGCACCAGACAGCCAAGUUGUAAAUACGAAGGACAAGUUCCUCAUUGAAGAAUAUAGAUGGUACUCCAGUGAACAUCUGAAGGAUAAGAAAGAAAAUAGCCUUAUUGCUGGAAUGGAGAAAGUUUUGGUGGUCUGCAUGGAAAAUCAAACCAACCACAUUUUCUGAAGCCAAAGCCUCGUCCCAAGCAAAGCUCUAGCCUUCUUCAGUUCGAUGAAGGAUGAGAGAGGAGCAGAAGCUCCAGAAGAAAAGUUGGAAACUAACAGAGGUUGGUUCAUGGGGUUUAAGGAAAGAAGCCAUUUCCAUAACAUAAAAGUGCAAUUGAAGCAGCAACUGCUGAUGUAGAAGAAGCUGCAGCAAGUUACACAGAUCAUAAAAUGGUUACACUGAACAGCAGAUUUUCAAUGUAGAUGAAACCACUUUAUACAGGAAGAAGAUGCCAUCCAAGACUUCUAUAGCGAGUCAAUGUCUGGUUUCAAAGCUUCAAAGGAAAAGUUGAUUCUUGUUGGGGCUGUUUCAGUUGGUGACUAAGUUGAAGCCAGUUCUCAUUUAUCAUUCUUCAAAUCCUGAAGUCCUUAGGAAUUGUACUAGUUGCACUCUCUGUGACCUUUCAAGGGAACAAGAAAGCCCAUUUGCAACACAGUUUAUUGAGUUUAUUGCUGAAACUUACCACUCAGGAAACAUUAUGACUAUCAAAACUUACUGCUCAUUGACAAUGCAUCUGGUUACCCAAGAGCUUUGAUGGAGGUAUACAGCAAGAUUAAAGUUGUUUCCAUGCCUGCUAAUACAAAAUCUUUUCAGAGUCUCAUGGAUCAAGAAGUAAUUUCUACUUUUAGGUCUUAUUUAAUAAAUACCUUUCAUUAGGCUAUUGCUGCCAUAGAAAGUGGUGCUUCUGAUGGAGCAGGGCAAAGUAAAUUGAAAACCUUUUGGAAAGGAGUCAACAUUCUAAAUGACAUUAUAAUCAUUCAUGAUUCAUGGAAGGAGGCCAAAAUAUCACCAUUCAUAAGUUUGAAAGAAGUUGAUGCCAAACCUCAUGGAUAAUUUUGCUAAGUCAAGAUUUUAGUAGAGGAAGUAGCUGUGGAUGCAGUGUGAGUAGCAAGAGAACUAGAUAGAAUGAAAAGUGGAGCCUGAAGAUGUGACUGUACUGCUGCAGUGUCAUGAUAAAACAUUCAUAGGUGAGGGGCUGCCUCUUACAGACACACAGAGUAGUUUCUUGCCAUGGAAUCUACUUCUGGUGAAGAUGCUGUAAAUGUUGAAAAGACAACAAAAGAUUUAGAAUAUUACAAACAUUUACUGGACAAAUCAACAGCCAAGUCUGAGAGAAUUCACUCCAACUUUGAAAGAUUUUUUACCGUAGAUAGAAUGCUAUCAAACAGCAUUACAUGUUACAGAGAAAUAGUUCAUGAAGGAAAGUCCAUCCAUGCAGCAAAUUUAAUUGUUGUCUUAUUUUAAGAAAUUGACACUACCUCCACAAUCCUCAGCAACCACCACCCUGAUCAGUCAGCAGCCAUCAACACUGAGUUAAGUUCCUCCACCAGCAAAAGGAUUUUGACCCACUAAAGCCCCAGAUGGUCAUUAGCACUUUUUAGCAAUAAAGUAUUUUAAUUAAGACAUACACAUUGAAUUUUCUUAGCAUACCACUAUUGUACACUUAAUAGGAUAGUGUAAAUGUAGCUUUAGUAUGCACUGGGAAGCCAAAAAAUUUGAAUGACUGACUUUAUUGUGAUGUUUGUUUUAUUGUGGUGGUCUGGAACUGAACUGAAUUUGUAAUACCUCCAAGGUAUACCUGUAUAAAAAGGAGUAGUUGGAGCUUUCUUAUUGACUAGAUUGCUUUGUGAAGCUCCCUGUUACCAGGACUUCAAACAGAACCUUGAUAUCUUAUAAAGAAAUCCUGUAGAAAAUUAAAUGGUAAAAAAUGGUAGAAAAUUAAAAUAAAUUAAAUGGUAGAUGGGUCCACUGGGCCACAAAAACUCCACUCAAAUUUUUAGGUAGUGUAAAUUUCCAUGUCUCUGGAAGUAAAAACAACAAUUGAAUAUUAUUUAUUUAAUUUCAGAGUUAAAUUAGGAUCAAAGAGACUCAACAGUUACUAGAAGCCAAGAGCUCUUCAAUGCUAACUACUGCCUAACUGCUGGCUUUAGUCAGUGGAUUUUCAUAAAGAGUACUCCAACUGUGAGGGGAAACUGAAAGAAGUUCUACAGGCAACAAAUACUUCACUUCAAGAGUAAGAUAAGAAGCUAAAUAUUCCAAUGGAUUUUAUAUCAGGUAGCAAAUAUCUCAGAACUUAUUCAUGAAAAUAUAUAACAGAUUUACAAAAAGAAGAGGGAAAAAUAAAAUUGAGUUCCAUUCAUACGUAACUGAGCCAAAGUUUUGUUCUGGUUUUGUAAAAUUUUGAUAAUUAGUUUUCUUAAAAAAGUUUUACAGUGAUCAAAAAGGGUAAGAUACUGUCAUCAAUGGUUACCUUUUACCAAAUGCAAAUCUUAUGAAGUGCCUACCUUUAGAUGUAAAAGCAUUUAAUAAAUAUUUCACAGGUGCCAUAUUUUGCUGAAAGAGACCUUAGCAUAUUUUUGUGUAUUUAAAAAUUGUAUACUGGACAUUGGAGAUAGAUGACCAGGCUUUUUGUCACUUUACCAUUAAACCUAAAAUGUUUAAUCUAAUAUCAUCAUAAUUUAAUGAAGUCCAAAAAUUAUAUGUGUUUUGCUGAAUAAAACAAAGAAUGCCUCAGAGUAUGUUACAGUAUCUGUACUUAUAGUUAAGAAACUUAAUAGCUAAUAUAAGUAGUUUCUUUUACUUUCAAAUGCCCACACUAGAAAUACAUUGAUCUGACUGAAUAUAGUCUAACUCUGAGUGAGGCCUAAAGGCUAGAUUUAUUUUGAAUGACUCGAUUGAUUUUUAGAUAUUGACAGCGUUCUUACUUAUGAAGAUGCAAAGUAUCCAAAAGUUCCAGCCUGUUCUAGUAAGAGCCUUCCUAACUCACAUAAACCAUUUAGCACACUGUCAAGAGUAUAUAUGCUUUCAUUGAUUUCUUUUCUGCAAGUGUGAUCAGACCCAGUUUUGCUGCAGCUAAAAUGCCAGUGUCUCUGAUUUUGAGAAUGUUGAUUGCAAAUAACUAUGUGUUCCUUAAGAAAAACAGGGAGGAAAGACCAUCAGAAAGUUGAAUUCUCAUCGUCUUCACCUUCAGUAAACAUUCAUUGUGAACCUAUUAUAUUCUGUAAAUAUUACCCACAUAGGAGCCAUUUGAGUCCACAGCAUAUCUCUUCUUUGAAUUAAGGCCUCUCCUAAUGCAUACCACAAACCAAUACACCUACAAUAGAUGACUAUUUUUACUAUUUGCCUUUAGUGUCACAAAAGCAUAAAUAUGCACAUUAUAUAUUUUUGAAGUUCACUGAUUAUUUUCAUAGAUGCAUUUGGGGAAAAAUAAUAUAUGAUGUGAAAGCUUUGAAUUGGGUUAUUUAUAAACUAACAUAUUUUCUAUG